AGUAACCAUAGAAACCGCGAAUACAACAACACUGCAACGACAAAAUGGAGCAAAAUCUCCCUGGAACAAACGAGCCGGCUGAGCUCUCCUUACUGAUAAAAUCACUGCGGUUUGAGCGGCAGUUAAAGGAGGAACUUGAAAACCCCCCGCCCAGCAUGAUGGACAGCACUGUGUGGGGCUUAUGCAAAGACUUCACCGUCGAAGGGGGGCGCUAUAAGAUUGCGGCAUAUAUUAAAACCUGGGAUAUCAAGCCCGUUUGGGUCUACAACGUGGACUACCUUGGCACGGAACCGGAGGAGGACUUCAAGAUCCACAUCUACAGGGGCCUUUUCAUGGCCCCUACCGCCAGAAAACCAAUAGGGGACAGAGUCAACAUCUACUUCGCGAUGGAAGUGUCGAAAGCGGAGCCCGAAGCUCCGGUGGAAGUCCGCUUCAUACUCGAGUCCCGGCGGCUCAUACACACUCCGGGGAGGAGCAAGUUCAGCGAGAAGUGGCUGACCGACAUCACCGAAACCAAGGACUUAUUCCAGAGAAUGAUGGAGUCAUAAAUCAUAUAUAACAUUCAGUUAUAUAACUGGACUUUAUCUCAGCUGAAACGACGGCACGCCUGUUAAAAACACGCCUAUGUUAGAUAAAACGGUUACAACGCACUGGCCAUUGAGAGCUCGUUCAGAGGCACGACGUGUUGGCGUACUAAAUAAAGCACACUGAACAGCAACAUAGUCGUAAAAGUCUGUGUCGGCGAGUGAGACCGUACUG
Messenger RNA from Poeciliopsis prolifica (blackstripe livebearer), 759 nucleotides. RefSeq names its product A-kinase anchoring protein 14 (gene akap14). Lineage: Eukaryota; Metazoa; Chordata; Actinopteri; Cyprinodontiformes; Poeciliidae. Gene Ontology annotation, molecular function: protein kinase A regulatory subunit binding. Gene Ontology annotation, cellular component: cAMP-dependent protein kinase complex. The transcript has a single exon. The record is from RefSeq and is a predicted model, not a curated record. Bases 45 to 548 code for a protein of 167 amino acids.